AUGGGUCGGUCCCGCAACACUCACAGCACAAUCUUCAUAUUAGGUCUCAGCUGCACCAUCCAAACACAUGUGCAGGAAGCGAGGGAGGUGAAUGACAUGUCUGUGGUCAUCAGCAGCCUGUACUUCAUGGUGGUCUACAGGGGGAGCAGCAUCAACAAAAGAGACACUGGAUGUAUCCUCAAACUGUUCCUUAAAGCUGGUUAUGUCAUCGACUACUUGGAAGAUGAUAUCAUUGUGCCAAAGGGCCUCCACAGAAGUUCAGUGAACAACCCCAGUUAUCUGUGGUCCCUGCCAGUGCCAUACUCUUUGGAUAGCAGUCUGGAGUUGAAUGCAAAAGGUGUAAUUAUGCAAGCCAUGGACCAAUUCAGACUAAAGUCGUGCAUUGACUUCAAAUCCUGGAACGACGAGAAGUACUACAUCUCAGUUCAAAAGCUGGGCGGGUGUUUUUCAUAUGUUGGACGGUAUUUUUCCAAUGGACAAGAUCUUUCCAUUGGAACGUACUGUGAUUCCAAAGCCAUUGUUGAACAUGAGUUUCUCCAUGCUCUUGGCUUCUUCCAUGAACAGUCCAGAUAUGACCGAGAUGAAUAUGUCACAAUUGAAUUCCAAAAUAUCAUUAAAAGUUAUGAAAAUAACUUUGAAAAGCAGAGCGAAAAGUACAGCACCACUCAUGGAGUUCCUUAUGACUAUAUGUCGGUGAUGCACUACGGACCUAAUGCAUUCAGCAAUGGGAACGGCUCUACAAUCACAACCAAAGACCCAGCGUUUCAGGACGUUAUUGGUCAGAGGUUGGAAAUGAGUCCUAGUGAUGUGAAGGAGCUCAAUCUUCUCUACAAAUGCAACUCGAGCGUGGCCUUCCAAAUGCACUGCAGCUUCUCUAAUAGGUCCACAUGCCAAAUGAGUCGCUGUUCUCAAAGUAGUAAGGGCUGGGAGAAUGUAACAUCAGCUCCAGGAGGUCCUGCCACUGACCACACCAAUCUGAUGAGUAACACCAAAAUGCAGGAUAAGGUUCCAAGUAGCUUCAUGUAUGCAAGUACAGCCUUUGGUCUUGAAGGUGAUUCGGCCUGGCUCGAGACCAACAGGAUGACCCCCAAUAGGUCAUGUCAUGUCCAGUGUCUGCAGUUUUACUACUUUCACAGUGGACAUGAGUCUGACCAACUUAACAUCUGGAUCAGAGAGUUUCAAGAUGAGAACGACUUUACUGGUCAGAGCCGAAUGGUUGAACAGAUCACUGGUAAUAAAACUUCUCAUUGGCAGUACCACUAUGUUUCUAUCAGUGCAACAAGGUCCUUCCAGGUGGAGUUUGAAGUUCGAAAAGGAGCAGGGAGUUCUACGGGUGGCAUCUCAAUUGACGACAUCAACCUAUCAGAGUUGACGUGUCCUCAUGUUGCCAUCCAGGUUGACGAUUUUGAGAGUGUUUUAGAGUCUAGUGAUUACAACAGUAUCAUUUAUAGCAAAACUCAGUACACAGAAGAUGGUUAUGCUUUUAGAGUGGCAAUCACACUCUACAAAAUCUAUUUUGGAUUGCUGAUUCAACUGGUGGAAGGCAAAAAUGAUGACAAACUUCAGUGGCCACUCCUGAAUAGACAAGUGACUUUUCAAAUGGUAGACCAAAAUCCCAACAUUAAACUCCAAAUGUCCAAGCAGAAAAGCAUCACCGGUGAUAUCAACCAGAACAUUACUAACGGUGUCAACAUCUGGGACAAUCCCCGAAAAUUUGCAGAGAAAGUUGUAGACGAGAAUGGUCAAGAGAUCUUCGUUGGUCCAAAGAUUGGCAGAGCAAAUUUUGCGACUUUGGAAAGCAUCAAACAGACAGAUUUCCUCAAGGGGGGGAGUGCAGUUUUUGCCUUCACUUUCCAAGACAUAACUGCUCUCAUCAAAGGAAAUUCUCUGCCAUGUUCCCCCCCACCAACAGCGACUCAGCUAUCAAAAACUGAAGAAAGGGGGCCAUGUUCAUCCAGAUCCCAAACCACCACCCCUGCGCCACCACCAACAACUCUUGAAACAACACCUCCUAAAGCAACUACUGGAACAUCAUCAACAUUUGAAAAACCUGAAAACCACCCUUCCACCAACUACAACUACAGCAGUAACGACAACAUCACCUGA
This is a messenger RNA of Periophthalmus magnuspinnatus, 2106 nucleotides long. RefSeq names its product meprin A subunit beta-like. The transcript has 14 exons. Gene Ontology annotation, cellular component: membrane. Gene Ontology annotation, biological process: proteolysis. Gene Ontology annotation, molecular function: metalloendopeptidase activity; zinc ion binding; protein binding. The record is from RefSeq and is a predicted model, not a curated record. Lineage: Eukaryota; Metazoa; Chordata; Actinopteri; Gobiiformes; Gobiidae. The coding region runs from base 1 to 2106 and encodes 701 amino acids.